Diceros bicornis minor is the source of this 694-nucleotide messenger RNA. It is a transcript of the gene TMEM100, whose product is annotated as transmembrane protein 100. The record is from RefSeq and is a predicted model, not a curated record. The transcript has 2 exons. The coding region runs from base 218 to 622 and encodes 134 amino acids. Gene Ontology annotation, biological process: cellular response to BMP stimulus. NCBI's taxonomy places the organism in Eukaryota, Metazoa, Chordata, Mammalia, Perissodactyla, Rhinocerotidae.
UUCCCCGGGGGAGAGCCCUGUCCUGUCAUUUUAUCAACAGACGUGCUGUUACAGGCUCUCUUCCCAGAAGCUGACCGAAGAAGCUCAAGCGUUGCUGUUUCUUCCCUCCCAAGUCGAGUGGUUUCCCUGGUAAUGGAUUGCUUCUCUGGGAGUUUCCACCGUGGUAAGACUCCCCAGGUCUAGUCUGUGAACUCAGCCAGGAGACGCUGCUGUAAAAAUGACUGAAGAGCCCAUAAAGGAGAUCCUGGGAGCCCCAAAGUCUCCCAAGCCAGUGACAAUGGAGAAGAGCCCCAACAGCGAAGUCAUAGUCACCUUGGUUCCCCUGGUCAGUGAGAUUCAGCUGACGGCAGCUACGGGGGGUGCCGAGCUCUCCUGUUACCGCUGCAUCAUCCCCUUCGCCGUGGUGGUCCUCAUCGCCGGGAUCGUGGUCACUGCUGUGGCUUACAGCUUCAAUUCCCACGGCUCCAUCAUCUCCAUCUUAGGUCUGGUCCUUCUUUCAUCGGGACUUUUUUUGUUAGCCUCCAGUGCCUUGUGCUGGAAGGUGAGACAGAGGAGCAAGAAAGCCAAGAGACGGGAGAGUCAGACGGCUCUCGUGGCAAAUCAGAGAAGCUUAUUUGCUUAGGACUGAAUGAGACCAAAUGGGAUAUGUGGUCUGAAAUAGCUGCUCUCACUCUGUCAGCCAAUGCACCCCGAA